Durusdinium trenchii is the source of this 621-nucleotide messenger RNA. The record is from the annotation of a GenBank genome assembly. NCBI's taxonomy places the organism in Eukaryota, Dinophyceae, Suessiales, Symbiodiniaceae.
AUGGAGGGCGACAAGUAUGCCAUUGUGAGGCGACGACUUCAGAAGCUUGGCUACUCGGUGUCAGGGGGACUUCGAAACACAGCGGAUUUUGGAUUGCCACAGCAAAGGAGGCGAGCCUGGCUUCUUUGCCACCUUCAGUCGGAAGUCCAGUGUUCUGCUGAUGAGCUCACCUCGGAUAUCAAUCGCUUUCAGCGGUGCAACGUUCUGCUGGACAAGUGUGUGGAUCUUUGCCCAAAUCGUACGGACACCAAAGGUAGGGCUCCAACAAGAUCCAAGAAGGGGGACGCUGGGCAAAUGAAGUGGAAGGAGGGCUUUGAACAACAAUGUGAGUUCUAUGGGAAGGUGAAGCUUGAGGGCCGAGUUCGUACGCUCAAACAGCUUGUGGAUGGAUGCAGCGACCGGGAGAUAUGUAUUCUGGCAGUGGCCAUGGAGGACAUGGCCACCACAAAAGGAUUUGAUGCUAUGAAGCAGUUGGCGGUCAUCCAAGAUCAGAACUUUGAUCGGGCUACCUGGGCGCGAUCGGAUGUGUCCACCACAACGUGCAUCAUUCCUGGUGGAAAGUAUGUGGCUACGGGGCCUGCUGGUUUCCACGUGCUCUCAGCCAAGGAACUGGAGGGUUAA